ACCUUUGCCAGAGGAGAUGCCAGGUCUAGGGCCAGCCCUUAUUCCUGGCCCCUGUAUCCCCUUACUCCAUCCCCUCUGCCCCAUGGCCACCAUCUGCCAUGGAUGAGGGAGGGUCACCAGUGCUGGGGCAAAGCAGGGCCUGCUCCCAGGCUUUGAUGCCUACCCAUCACAGAAGGGGAGGGGCUCCUUAAGGAGGUCCUUUCAGGGUCUUCCUCCUCCAAGGGCUGGCCUGGAUGCCACUUCGGGCCCCAGUAAGGUACUGAGUGCUCAUUCUGGUCAGGUGCUGGUGCCAAGGGUGGGUGAUCAUGAAUGCCCUCACAUGCUCAGCCCAGGCCUCCAUCAAAGUUAGAGGGGUGCGGGGCGAAAUCUGGAUCUGUGAUAAAAGGUCGCCUGCCAUUUACUGAGCACUUAUAAUAUGCCUGGCUGCACUGGUUGUGUCACGUGUUUGAUCAGGUAGGCUUUAUUAUUAUCCCCAUUUUACAGAUGAGGAAACAGAGGAGCUGAGUGGGAAAGAUGAAGCUGAUCCAGAUUUGUACCCAGAGCCCCUCACUACCUCUCCUGACUAGGGUGACCGGACUCUGCCAUCGAGGACCCAUGCAGGCACUGUGGUCACAACUGAUGACCAGAAGGGCGAGGACAGGGUGUCCCUGGGAGAGGCCCCCCUUCUGCUGAGGAAGCAGCUUUUCCAGUCAAACAAUAGUGGCUGUUCCUGGCAGGCCACCAAGCUGGGCCAGGCCAUGGGGGAGGGGGGAGAGAGAGGAGUAGAGCCUCCCUGGGAGCUUUUAGGCAUUGCAGGGCCUCAGCCUGGAACAUCUUGUUCUGGUACAGCUGGGGAUACUGAGGCCUGAGGACGUCAAGGGUCGCAUGAACCUGUCAGAGCAAGCGAUCCACAUCCUACCUCCUACCCCUCACCCCUGUGGCUCCCUACCCCAUCUGCACCUGCCAUCAACGAGAUGAGGGGUUCAGAGGACACUCCCCUCCCCCUGGCCCUCCAGGGGACUGGCCAGGAUGUGGUGGCUUCAGUGUUCCACUGGGAUCCACCAUGCCGGAGAGUCCAGCGGGAAAGGUGCUGCCCCACUUUCAUUCGCCUACAGUAGAGGCCCCCGAGCAGGCAGGAGGCCUGCUCAGGCCUGCUGGAUCCCAAUCAGACCUGAGGCCUGCUUUAACCUGUUUGGUUCAAAGCCUCGCAUCUGAGGCCUGCAGACGCUCAGGCCAGACAAGGGCCCCUGGAGCGUGUUCCAUCCUGCUAGGAGCCAGCCUAGGUGUGCUGGUGCCUGCUCAGCACUGGGGUUUUCGUAGACCUGAGGAGGCCAGCCCUAAUGUUGAAAUGAGCCCAAGUUGGCACUAUCAAGCCUCAGAUCUGGGGUGUCUGCCAGUGCUGGGGGGGCCUGCUUGGGCAUGAAGCAAGUUUAGAUGUGCUCAGGCCACGUAAGUUCUGCUAAUGACUGCAGGCUUAAGUCUCUGCUGAGAGCUGAGUACCCAGUGAGCCCCAGAUGCAUAGCCCUGUUCCCCCAAAGUUUGAGUUUUGGGCAAGUGUUAGGCCUGGCCACCCUCAGCUCCCUACCCCACAGCAUGCUGCUCAGAGGUGGCUGGAGCCCUCCCUUUUCUGAAAGUUGGGUGAGAGGAACAGAUGUGGGGGCCACCAAGUCCAGGUUAGGUUUCACCUUGUCAGUCCACUGACAGGGUUCACAAAGCACGGAGGGGUACGUAUCAACACCAGUCCUGGACAGCCCUUGCUGGGGGUCUUUUGUCUCCGCCACCCCAGCCAGCUCUGGUGGCCCUGCACCAUGCUGAGCCAUGAGAGGAAGGAGGGGGAAAGACGCCAGGACACUGUUGGCUGAGAACCACAGGGUCGCCUGGGCUGCACAGUGGACCCCACCCCUCCGUGUUCCACGGAUUUGGGGGCAGCGUUCUGUCCCAGCCCAGCCCCGGUUCGUCUUGUGGCCCUCCAAGGCUCAGUGAAAUUAAUCAUAAGAUGCGGGCCCAAGGACAGAAAUUACCCCAAGCAUCCGCUGGCUCCGGACCCCACCGCAGCGGGCGUCCAACGGAAAGGGCGGAGCCCGGAGAGGGGGCGAGGCACGGGCUGGGCCUAGAGGACUCGACGCGGGUGGGGUCAGAGGGUGAUUCCCGAGCCACUGACGAGGGGGAGGAGGCAGCAGGGGCGGAGUUCGGCGGGCUGGAAGGAGAGGAGUGUGGCUCCGGCGUUAGAAGGAGGCGUGGCCACCCUGGAUUGGCCGCCCGUCCCGCACGGCGUGGCCGUCAGGGAGCUGGCGUAGGUGGCGGCGUGGACUCGGCCGCCCACCGGCUCCUUUAAGCCCCCCGGUACCGCCCCCACCGACCCGCCCCCAGCACGGCCUGGGCCAGGUUGGCAGCGGGGUCGGCUCCGUGCGGGCAGCGAUGGAGCUGCACAUCCUAGAGCACCGGGUGCGGGUGCUGAGCCUCGCCCGCCCCGGUCUCUGGCUCUACACCCACCCGCUCAUCAAGCUGCUCUUCCUGCCCCGCCGAAGCCGUGGUGUCAGGUGGGGGCAUUCCUUCCUGGCGACCGCGGGGAGCUUUUUACAGAUGCCUCCCAUCGGGUCAGAGGGGCUGGUCUUGGGGGCCCAAGGUCCGACGCUCCGGGACUGUCGCCGCGGGUGCAAGUUCUUCAGCCUGACGGAGACCCCCGAGGAUUACACGCUCAUGGUGGACGAGGAGGGCUUCAAAGAGCUGCCCCCAUCUGAGUUCCUGCAAGUGGCUGAGGCCACGUGGCUGGUGCUGAACGUGUCAUCCCACAGUGGCGCAGCAGUGCAGGCUGCUGGGGUCACCAAGAUCGCCCGCUCAGUAAUUGCACCGCUGGCCGAGCACCACGUGUCGGUGCUGAUGCUGUCCACCUACCAGACAGACUUCAUCCUGGUGCGAGAGCAGGACCUGUCCGUGGUGAUCCACACGCUGGCCCAGGAGUUCGACAUUUAUCGAGAGGUGGGCGGGGAGCCUGUGCCCGUUGCCAGGGAUGAUUCCAGCAACGGCUUUCCCCGUGCCCAGCAUGGGCCCAGCCCCACGGUCCAUCCCAUCCAGAGCCCAGAGAACCGUUUCUGUGUCCUCACGCUGGACCCUGAGACGCUGCCAGCCAUCGCCACCACCCUCAUUGAUGUCCUCUUCUAUUCACACAGUCCCCCUAAGGAGGCAGCCUCCGGUGGUCCUGGAUCCAGCUCCAUCACCUUCUUUGCUUUCUCCCUCAUUGAGGGCUACAUCUCCAUUGUCAUGGAUGCUGAAACGCAGAAAAAGUUCCCCAGUGACCUGCUGCUGACCAGCUCCUCAGGGGAGCUGUGGAGGAUGGUGCGCAUCGGCGGACAGCCCCUGGGCUUUGAUGAGUGUGGGAUUGUGGCCCAGAUCGCAGGUCCCCUGGCUGCGGCCGACAUCUCCGCCUACUACAUCAGUACCUUCAACUUCGACCAUGCCCUGGUUCCUGAGGAUGGCAUUGGCAGUGUCAUCAAGGUCCUCCAGCAUCGGCAGGAGGGUCUGGGCUCCUGAGGCCCUGAGGGGAACAGCAGCCUCCAGGCUCUCCCCUUGUCCUCAAGCUUCCAGAGACUUCUCAAAGCUUUUUAUUCAAGCUCUGGGAUGUUCCUGUCGGGGGACUCCUCCUUCCGCUCUGUGUAUGUAAGCUGCGUGCAGACACUGGCUCUCACGUGGACACGCGUGUCUGCCCAUUGCAGGGGAACACGGUGCUCAGGGCUUCCUCCAGGAAGCCCCUCAACCCAUCACUCCCUGCGGGGCCUCGGCAUUUGCACAUUCCCUGCCUGAGGCCAGAGCCUUCCCCCUCUUAGCGUCCUGGGUGGGCCGGCUGCUCCCCAGAAGGCCUGAUCUCCCUUCUGCCUCUGGCUCUGUUGCCUUUCCUGGCCAAGUGAAUUCUGACAGUGCCUUCCCUUCCUGGGGCCUCCAAAAAAAGUAUUUUUACAUCUCUAUCUCUCUUCUUUUUUAAUCAACUUGUUAAUAAAGAGCUUGUAGUGAG
Aethalodelphis obliquidens (Pacific white-sided dolphin) is the source of this 3988-nucleotide messenger RNA. RefSeq names its product cytosolic arginine sensor for mTORC1 subunit 1 (gene CASTOR1). The transcript has 10 exons. Gene Ontology annotation, molecular function: arginine binding. Gene Ontology annotation, biological process: negative regulation of TORC1 signaling. The coding region runs from base 2398 to 3510 and encodes 370 amino acids. The record is from RefSeq and is a predicted model, not a curated record. NCBI's taxonomy places the organism in Eukaryota, Metazoa, Chordata, Mammalia, Artiodactyla, Delphinidae.